AUGGGGCACUGGGCAGCGACCCCCUCCCUGCUCCACCGGGUCCUGCGUGGGGCUGAGGACCGCUCUGCCCGCGCCACCUUUGCCGCAUGGCUCCGGUACCGCCAGGCCUGUGAGCAGCGCCUGCGCCUUGACCCCCCGGCCCCUGGGCCCGUCUGCAACCGCAGCUUUGACCUCUAUGCGUGCUGGGGGGAUGCGGCCCCCAACAGCACUGCCAGCGUCCCCUGCCCCCCAUACCUGCCCUGGCACCACCGAGUGCAGGGGGGGUUCGUGUUCCGGCGCUGCGGCCCCGAUGGGCACUGGGUCAGUGAUGGCACCGGGCGGCCGUGGCAGGACCAUGGGCAGUGUGAGGACCCUGCGCCGGAGCAGCCACUGCAGCGCCAGGCCUGGCUGCUGGAGCAGCUCCGGCUGCUUUACACCGUCGGGUACUCCCUGUCCCUCGUGGCUCUGGUCCUGGCGCUGCUGCUGCUGCUGCUCUUCAGGCGCCUUCGCUGCACCCGCAACUUGAUCCACGCCAACCUGUUCGUGUCCUUCGUGCUCCGAGCCGGGUCCAUCCUGACCCGGGACGCGCUCCUGCAGCGCCGCCUGCGGGUCGGGAGCGCGCACCCGCUGCAGGGGCUGCGGCUCGAGGCCGUGGCCGGGUGCCGCUUGGCCCAGGCCAUCACCCAGUACUGUGUGGGAGCCAACUACGGGUGGCUGCUGGCAGAGGGGCUGUUCCUGCACAAGCUGCUGGUGCUGGCAGCCUUCUCCGGAGAGCGCUGCCUGCCGGCAUUCCUGCUGCUGGGAUGGGGUGCCCCCCUGCUCUUCGUGGUGCCAUGGGUGGUGGUGCGGUACCUCUAUGAGAAUGAGGGAUGCUGGGAGAGGAACGAGAAGGCAGCGGUUUGGUGGAUCAUCCGGUGCCCCAUCCUGGCGGCCGUGGCGGUGAACUUCGUGGUCUUCAUCCGCAUUGUCCGUAUCCUCGUGGCCAAGGUCCGGGCGCAGCAGGUGUCACGUGGGGACACCAGGGUCAGGCUGGCACGGUCCACACUGACCCUGAUCCCGCUGCUGGGGGUGCACGAAGUCGCCUUCGCCUUGGUGGGGGAUGGCCCGGGGGGGGGGGCCCUGCGCCUCGUGCGGCUCUGCCUGCAAGUGCUGCUGUCCUCGUCACAGGGCCUUGUUGUCAGCGUCCUCUACUGCUUCGUCAACAAGGAGGUUCAGGCCGAGGUGCGCCGCUGUUGGCAGCGCUGCCGCCUCUCCGCCCCCCGCCCCCCCCCUCGGGGCCCCCCCCGCCGGUGCCGCCGUUACGAGGCCGUGGGGGGGGAGCGGCCGCCGCCCCCCCCCGGUACCGGGGGGCACCCGGGGGCAGAGAGCGUCUGCUGA
Molecule: messenger RNA, 1356 nt
Organism: Melopsittacus undulatus (budgerigar)
Lineage: Eukaryota; Metazoa; Chordata; Aves; Psittaciformes; Psittaculidae
Gene: GIPR
Product: gastric inhibitory polypeptide receptor
Biological process (GO): adenylate cyclase-modulating G protein-coupled receptor signaling pathway; cell surface receptor signaling pathway
Cellular component (GO): plasma membrane
Molecular function (GO): G protein-coupled peptide receptor activity; peptide hormone binding; gastric inhibitory peptide receptor activity
Source: RefSeq, a predicted model, not a curated record